CCCCCCGAGCGGCAGACAUGGUGGAGGCCGACCGCCCGGGGAAGCUCUUCGUCGGCGGGCUCAGCCCCGAAACCGACGAGCCGGCCCUCGAGGCCGCGUUCGGCCCGUACGGCCGCAUCGCCGAGCUGCUCCUGAUGAAGGACCGGGACACCGGCAAGUCCAGGGGCUUCGCCUUCGUCUCCUUCGAGAGCCCGGCAGACGCCAAGGCGGCCGCCAGAGACCUGAACGGCAAGUCCCUGGGUGGGAAGGCCAUCAAGGUGGCCCAGGCCACCAAGCCGGCGUUCGAGGGCGCCCGGCGGGGCCCGCCGCCCGCCCGCAGCCGCGGCCGCCCCGGCGGCCUGCGCGGAGCCCGCGGCGGCCCGCGGCGCCCUCCUGCCCGGGCCGGGCCGGGCGCCGACGGCGGCUACGCGGGCGACCUCGACCCGCGGCCCAGGGCGCCGCUGGCCCCGAAGCGCGGGCCGCCCCCGCCGCGCCGCGCAGGCCCGCCCCCCAAGCGGCCCGCGCCGUCGGGCCCGGCGCGCAGCAGCGGCGGCGGCGGGGUGCGCGGGCGGGGCCGAGACGGCUACGCGGGCCCCCCGCGCCGCAGCCCGGGCCCCCGCGAGGAGGGCUACUCGCCCCGGGGCGGCCCCUGGAGCCGCGUCCCCCGGGGGCCCGGCCCCUCGCCCCGAGCCUACGCCUACCGCGACGACGGCGCCCGCGACGACGGGCCUUGGAGAGGCUACGGCGACCGGGACGGCUACGCGGGCCGCGACGGCGCCUACGCGGACCACGCGGGCGGAGGCCCCUUCCGAGAGCCGGCGGAGAGCUACGGAGACCCGCGCAGCGCCGGGCGGGCGCCCGCCUACGGCGGCGGCCGCUACGGCGAGUCCCGCUGCUGCUCGCCCGACGCCUACGCGGGCGGCCGGGCCGAGCGCUCCUCCGGGGGCCGCGACCGCCUGGGCCGAGCGGACCGCGGGCCGCCGCCCGCCCUGGAGAGGGGAUGGUCGCCGCCGCCGCCGCCGCGCGAUUCCUACCGCCGGUCGGGCCGCAGGGCCCCUCGGGGAGGAGGCCGCCCGGAGAGAGGGGGGCUCCGCAGCAGAUACUGAGCGCCGCCGACCUGCGAGCCACGUCGUCUCGGUAGACGCUGCGGAAGAGAAGCACCUGUCGUGUCGUAACCGCCCGAGGACUCGAGCAAGGAAGAGCUCGUCUUACCCGUUAGGAAUUUCCUGUUAACCACCUCU
Molecule: messenger RNA, 1220 nt
Organism: Phacochoerus africanus (Common warthog)
Lineage: Eukaryota; Metazoa; Chordata; Mammalia; Artiodactyla; Suidae
Gene: RBMXL2
Product: RBMX like 2
Exons: 1
Coding region: 18-1085 (355 amino acids)
Biological process (GO): positive regulation of mRNA splicing, via spliceosome
Cellular component (GO): spliceosomal complex
Molecular function (GO): RNA binding
Source: RefSeq, a predicted model, not a curated record